Messenger RNA from Pangasianodon hypophthalmus (striped catfish), 1492 nucleotides. RefSeq lists its product as uncharacterized. Bases 84 to 938 code for a protein of 284 amino acids. The transcript is spliced from 2 exons. Lineage: Eukaryota; Metazoa; Chordata; Actinopteri; Siluriformes; Pangasiidae. The record is from RefSeq and is a predicted model, not a curated record.
UAAGACAUUUCACAAUCUCGCAACAGGGACAAGAAUAAGGACGUCUUAUCUGCAGUCAUACAGUGUGUCUUUGAAUUGUCAUCAUGGCUACCGGCAAAGCUAUUACUGACUUUCUGAAGAACCAUAUUAGAAAUUUGGGGACCUCCGGUAUUGUUCUAAUUGUUUUGGAGAAAAUACUGGAUACUGAAUUUGUUUGUCCUUGUAAACCUCGCUAUAAUGAAGGAGUAUUUUCUCUUUAUUUCAUAAUCUCUUCCAUUGCUUGCUUUGUUGUUACUUUUUAUUUUGUGGACCUGUCCCCAAAGACAGAGGAUGGAAAGAAGGACAACUCCGAGAGUAAUAAAAAAAACAAAUCAGAUGUACCACUCCUGGACAGAGUGGGUAAAGGGAGGGAGGGUGACACCACUUCCUCAUCCUCAAAUGUGGAGGAUGGAAAGACAAUGGAGAAGUCCAAGCGUAAUAAAUUUCUGUACUCUGCUCUCGUAACCUUCAUCUGGCUGUUUCUUUUAUUCAUCGAUGGCCGAUACCUGGCCUGUGCGUGUUCAAAUUGGGAAGGUUCAUACACUAAAAGUGACACUUUGGGAAAUGCAAAAUGGUGCAAGCCGACAGGAAAUGAAACAUCACUGAUUGAGAGUCAGAACAAGACUCUGAAGUGUAUGAGCAUAUCUCAGAUUAUAGGCUUUGGCCUGAUGUCGUUCUUCAUCAUGAUUCUAACACUAAUGUCCGAGUGGAAUCGAUGCCCUGAUUGGCGCCGUAAAUGCAGUGACUUUUGCCGUAAAUAUUGCAGUGACUGUUGCCUUAACUGUUGCCGUAAUUGCCGUGAAUGUUGCAGUGGCAAUUGGAGUAAAUGUUGCUAUAAUUUUUUCAUCGUUGCAGUGAUUUUUCUUGCCAUUUUAUCAUUUGUUGGUGCCAUAGUUCUAGCUGUUACGGUGACCUAUUGAUCUAACAGACAGUGGAUAACAACACAGUAACUCUCAGUUAAAUGGUUUUCACACCAACACACUGCAGAGUAACUGAAGACAUUUUGUCAAAAUGCAUUGAAAUUGUGUCCUUGGUAAUCCUGAGUUUUAACAGUCUUAUAAUUGUGUAGAGAAAGUGAGGGGAAACACUGGCACUGCUGAAUGCGGUGAAUUCCUUUGUUGAUGUGACAGUAAGAGUAAAAUAAAUUGAGGCAUUAACAUCUACACACACAUGAUGAGAACAUAAAUCUUACUAUCGCUCACAGCGUGGAACGACAGAGUCAAUUCUGAGAGAUAGGAUUAACACAAUGAAUUAGAUGCGGAUUACACAUUGUUGUUGGGGGAAGUGUGUGGCCCCGUCAUUGGUAAAGAGUGUUGUACUUUCAUUUCUGACAUGUCUAAUGUCUCCUCUCUCGUUGUGAACAGGAAUUCAUAACAUGCAGUUAGAGGUUAGUUUCAGUUUCUUCACCACACUCAGCAAGUAACAGUGAGCAUUUUAUUAUUUUCCAUUAUUAUUCCUCACUUUAAUCAGAAUC